Molecule: messenger RNA, 2208 nt
Organism: Annulohypoxylon truncatum
Lineage: Eukaryota; Fungi; Ascomycota; Sordariomycetes; Xylariales; Hypoxylaceae
Product: glutathione synthetase ATP-binding domain-like protein
Exons: 3
Coding region: 1-2004 (667 amino acids)
Molecular function (GO): ATP binding; metal ion binding
Source: RefSeq, a predicted model, not a curated record
AUGGCUAAGGAGAUACUUCUAUUCUGGGGAAACCACUUUACUGCUCAGUGGUCUAUCUCAAAAGUUACUAAAUGUGGUUCACACGACAACACGCCGUUACAGAUAGUCGACAUUCUCAUAACAACGAGUGACGGGGUGUCACGAAGCUUAGUAACUCAGAAAUUCCCAGCAGACGACUCACCGUGGUAUCUGGACAAUGACGAAGAACCUAAACUUGCCAGCGCGGAAGCCUUUGGUUCACAGGAAGCAUUCCGGUUUCUCCUAAGCUGUCUCGAAGCUACAAAGUCGUCCGGGAAUAGAGUCGUCAGGCUUGUUAUUCCUCUGCACAGGGGCGUAAUUGUCAGAUCAGAUAUCAUCCCACUCCGUCUCGGGGAUGCUCUGGGAGUCGAGAAAGUGGCAUCUUUUUCAACGCCCCUUCAAUAUUUCCCCGGGGACGCCCUACCCCUGGACACGGUUGCAUUCCCCGACCUGUUUCGCUCUUCAGCAGGGGGGAUAUUGCUACGACACCCGUCUCCAGCGACGAAACCAGGGUUGGGAAACUCGACGGUAUCUCCGCAAUUCGAGGCCGAGUUUGAAAAUAAACUGUCGAUUCCGUUGGUUAUCCCGACGCCGGCCACUCGCAAACGCAUUGUGCUCGUUGGGUGCAGCUAUCGCGACCCCUCGUCAGGGGCGUGGACUACAUUCGCGUGUAGCGCAGCUCGCGCUCUUGGAAUCGACCUGGUUAUCAUCGAAAAGCCCGGGUGUUGGAUCGAGAGGAGCGAGUACUCGGAUUGGUACGAAGCGCUCUUGCCCGCUGGUCCUUGGUGGUCGAAUCCGCCUGGUGAUGACAUGGCGGACCACAUCGUCGCGACGGUGAGAUCUUACGGUAAGAGGGUUGACGGCAUCGUCGCUUUCUUGGAACCGUUUCUCGCCACGGUUAGUCGGGCAGCCCAGCAACUCGGUCUUCCAUGCCAACCAGCCGAAUCGUACGAGAUUGCGACCGACAAGUAUAGGUUGGCUAUGUUCGAAGGUCGUGAGCCCUUCUUUGGCUCAACAGCCGAAGAUGCAUUGAAUUUCGCGUCUAGAGAGAAGCUACAGUAUCCCCUUAUUCUCAAACCUCGCCUAGGCCUGAACUCAGAAGGCGUUGUGCGAGUAGAUGACGCGGCAGGGAUUCACUCCGCCGUAGAAAUGAUACGGAAGACUUUCUACAAGUCAUUUACGAUGGAAAGAUACUGCGACGGGCCAGAAGUCGAUGUCAACGUCGUCCUACUAGAUGGUGAAGUAGUAUUCUGCGAGAUCUCCGACGAUUUCCCCAAAUCAGGGGAUAGGGGUGAUGCAGGAGUUCCCGCCUCGCAAGGGAACUUCUUAGAGACCUAUCUUGUUCACCCCUCCGCACUGCCGUCUACCGAAUUAGAGAUGUUACAGAAAGCUAUCAGCAUGACUAUUCGACGGCUAGGAUUUUCUAGUGGAAUUAUGCACGUGGAGGCCCGAGUCGAUCAGUCAUCAGUUGAAUACCGUCCUGUUGGUAACAUCGUGGACCUGUGCUCCACCGACAAAGUCGCGACAUCGAGCCCCCCUUCUCCCUGGGUCCUGGAAAUCAACCCUCGGCCUCCCGGUUUGACUGCCAGUCGCAUUGUCGAGUCCGUGUACGGAAUUGAUUAUUUCGGGGUUGCGCUGACCUUGGCUAUUAACGACAAAGAACGGGUCAAGGCAUUGGCCCGCCCAUUUCUGAACGGAGCUCAAUACACAGGUGCGAUGGUUUUGAUCGGUGCCGAGUUUGAUAGAACGUGUGAAGGGAUCUUUGAUUCGGAUGAUAUCUGCGAAGAGCUGAUAUCCCGCAGACCAGACCUGGCACGAAACAUCAACCGCUGCGAGUGUCUUGCGAAAAGGGGACAGAUAAUUCCACAUCCAAGUACCGGCGCAAACACAUUUGUAGCUUAUUUCAACGUCUUCUCCAAGUCUAGAAAGGAAGCACUUGAAAUAGCAGCUGAAGUACGAAAAGAAGUUAGGUACUCAAUUCGCUGAGGUCGGAAUACAUGAUACGGACAUUCCCCAUGGCGCUCGGCGAGUUCGUGGUUAGUCACUCUUUAAUUCCCUGUACCUUUGUUUGUAUUCGCUCGUUUUCUUGUUUCAAAGGCGUAUGUUGGGACCUAUAGAAUAUAGACAUGAGUAAGUAGACUAGACAUAGACUAGACAUGGACUAGACAUAAACAUAGACUAGACAUAAAC